ACGUAAUCUUUGUGGGACCGUUUGUUUACAUCAUGGCGUCGGUGGAUUUCAGAGACAACCUUCUCGGAAUAUCCUGGGUGGACAGUGGUUGGGUACCGAUUCUUAAUCCUGGAAAUGUCCUGGACUACUUCUCCGAGAGAAGCAACCCCUUCUACGACCGAACCUGUAAUAAUGAGGUAGUGAAGAUGCAGCGGCUCACUCUGGACCAUCUGAAUCAGAUGGUGGGAGUGGAGUACAUUCUUCUUCAUGCUCAGGAGCCAAUUCUUUACAUAAUCCGUAAACAACAGAGACAGUCACCAACACAAGUGAUCCCAUUGGCUGACUACUACAUCAUAGCAGGAGUGGUGUAUCAGGCCCCAGACCUGGGAACAGUCAUCAGCUCCAGAGCGCUCUCUGCAGUCCAUGGGAUCCAGUCUGCUUUUGAUGAAGCCAUGUCAUACUGCCGCUAUCAUCCAUCAAAGGGAUACUGGUGGCACUUCAAGGACCAGGAGGAGAGAGAAAAAGUCAAGCCCAAGUCUAAAAAGAAGGAAGAGCCUAGUUCUCUGUUUCAGAGGCAUCGUGUCGACACGCUCCUUCUGGACCUCAGGUCAAAAUUUCCACCAACCUUCUAUCAGCCUAAACCUGGCGAGAAGCCUAUUCCAGUUGAGGUGAAGAAAGAGCCUGAACCUCCCACAGAAACUCUGAAACAAGAGGAGAGGGAACCGGCCGCAAAGUCCUCCGCCCCAGCUCCACCAAGUAAACCUCCACCUGAGAAGAGAGCCCGGCUACAGUGACGGCCGUAACGCUCGGAGAAGAUGGAACGGUGCAGUGAAAAGUCCUGCAGCAGUAACACGAAGAACCACUCGAGACGACGGGGAGUAUUUCUGUUUCCUUCCCAAAUCUGCAAGAUCGUCUGCCGCUCUGCUCGUCUGCUCGGUUUACAGAGUGCUAAGAAUGAACUGGCACAAAAAGUGUCCCUCGCUUGUCUCGCUGCCAGGACUACUUUUACUCUGCAACCGUAGUCAUUUAUACUUGAUAGGCUUGGCACCAUGGAUGCUUCAGACACGUGUUCUACAAACAUGGGUCGACCGCUCGAUGUCAGCAGCUAUUUCGCAGUGGAUGAGGUUUUUUUGAUGAUGAGCUGACCUCAGCGGUGGUGUCAUCUUACUGUUGACAUCAGCGUAACGUUCAUGAGGACCGUUUGACUGUCUGCUUAACAGGGAGAUGGUUUCUCAUCAGGAAAGCAAACAUUUCACUAGAAUGACUCACAUCUGUUUUUUUUGUAUUAAAACAUUAUUAGUUACUGUA
Molecule: messenger RNA, 1287 nt
Organism: Mugil cephalus (flathead mullet)
Lineage: Eukaryota; Metazoa; Chordata; Actinopteri; Mugiliformes; Mugilidae
Gene: med6
Product: mediator complex subunit 6
Exons: 8
Coding region: 33-773 (246 amino acids)
Biological process (GO): regulation of transcription by RNA polymerase II
Cellular component (GO): core mediator complex; mediator complex
Molecular function (GO): transcription coactivator activity
Source: RefSeq, a predicted model, not a curated record